Molecule: messenger RNA, 14417 nt
Organism: Podarcis lilfordi (Lilford's wall lizard)
Lineage: Eukaryota; Metazoa; Chordata; Lepidosauria; Squamata; Lacertidae
Source: the annotation of a GenBank genome assembly
CAAUCAGAGCGCGGUUUAUUGGGAGCCGAGGCCUACCCGGUAGCGGAGAGUGACAUUGUGGCGGGUUGAAGGGCUCCGCCGGCGGCAGCCAGGAUGGCGGGGUCUCUGUGGCGGAUGGGCGGCGGGUUGCGCUUGGCCGCCCGGGUCUUACGUGCCCAAAGCGGUUCUGGCGCGACUACGGGAGUCCGGCGGUAAGCGGGGGGGGGGGGGGAGUGCCGGGCGUGCCAGGGGGCGGGGCGAAUUAUGCAAAGCAGUGGAACGGAGAGAUGGAAUUCCUUCUGGAGCUACAUGACACAACCCCGCAUGGUAGGCUCGUCGCAACAUAGGGUCGCCCCAAUAAUACGUGCAGCCCAGUUCUAAACAAACAUUACAUGUUGUUGUUUAGUCAUGUCCGACUCUUCGUGACCCCAUGGACCAGAGCACGCCAGGCACUCCUGUCUUCCACUGCCUCCUGCAGUUUGGUCAGUCUCAUGCUGGUAGGUUCGAGAACACUAUCCAACCAUCUCGUCCUCUGUCGUCCCCUUCUCCUUGUGCCCUCCAUCUUUCCCAACAUCAGGGUCUUUUCCAGGGAGUCUUCUCUUCUCAUGAGGUGGCCAGAGUAUUGGAGCCUAAGCUUCACGAUUUGUCCUUCCACUGAGCACUCAGGACUGAUUUCCUUCAGAAUGGAUAGGUUUGAUCUUCUUGCAGUCUAUGGGACUCUCAAGAGUCUCCUCCAGCACCAUAAUUCAAAAGCAUCAAUUCUUCAGCGAUCAGCCUUCUUUAUGGUCCAGCUCUCACUUCCAUACAUCACUAAAACAUUACAUAAAGUAGAGGUAUUCCUGGGGGCCACACGCCAGAAGUGGUCUGGGCCCGAUCUGUAGGUGCGACUCGUACAAUAGGUUAUGCUACCCUCGUGCAAAAGUCGGAGGUUUCUGCAGAGGCGCGCAAACCACCGCAUCUCGCCAUCCUCCUUCCAGGCAAGCAAGGGGCAUUAUGGCAGCUCAAGUGCGCAUUCCAACCAGGAAAAAGCACACAAGGAGCUUGUGCCCUGGAGAGAGUUCUGGGGGACAAAUAGAGUGGCUUGGAAGGCCAUAUUUGGCAUCCCAAUACCAUACAGUGGUACCUCGGGUUACAGAUGCUUCAGGUUACAGACGCUUCAGGUUAUAGGCUCCGCUAAUCCAGAAAUAGUACCUUGGGUUAAGAACUUUGUUUCAGGAUGAGAACAGAAAUCGUGCGGCGGCAGCGUGGUGGUGGAAGGUGGCCCCAUUAGCUAAAGCGGCACCUCAGAUUAAGAACAGUUUCAGGUUAAGAACGGACCUCCAGAACGAAUUAUGUUUUUAACCCGAGGUACAUAAAGAAGGCUGAUAAUUGAAGAAUUGAUGCUUUUGAAUUAUGGUGCUGGAGGAGACUCUUGAGAGUCCCAUGGACUGAUAGAAGAUCAAACCUAUCCAUUCUUAAGGAAAUCAGCCCUGAGUGCUCACUGGAAGGACAGAUCCUGAAGCUGAGGCUCCAAUACUUUGGCCACCUCAUGAGAAGAGAAGACUUCCUGGAAAAGACCCUGAUGUUGGGAAAGAUAGAGGGCACAAGGAGAAGGGGACGACAGAGGAUGAGAUGGUUGGAUGGUGUUCUCGAAGCUACCAGCAUGAGUUUGACCAAACUGCGGGAGGCAGUGGAGGACAGAAGUGCCUGGCGUGCUCUGGUCCAUGGGGUCACGAAGAGUUGGACAUGACUAAACGACUAAACAACCACACCACUGUAUUCUGCACAAUUUCUGCUCUUCUGUGGCCCUGAUUGUUCAUGACGCUUCCUUCUAUGUAUGUGUGUUUGUCCUGCAGUGCAAGUGGAGAGGCGCAUGUCUUCAAGUACCGCCACUAUGUAGAGCCUCCGCCGGCCCAUCAGAUAAAGGGGGAAGUGCUCAGUGCACUCAUGUGGUUCUGGAUCCUGUGGAACUUCUGGCAUGAUCCUGAUGUUGUGCUGGUGAGAGCUUGAAUGGGCUGGGAAAGACUAUAGAGCAGUAGCAUCAGGGUUAUCUUCUCUAGUGAGGUGAAGAAGUAUUGAAUGUGAUUGAAAAAUAAUGUCCCAUUACCUAGCUGUGUGCACGAGAUAGAUAGAUUUGAGAUUACUGUACAGAAAAAGCCUGCUGCUGAGAAGAUCAUAAAGAAGGUUCCAGUCAGGCCUCUCUAGGGAAGAUAUUUCAUAGAUGGGGUGUUAGCUCCAGGAAGAGUCAUUUCCUAAUAGCCACCCUCUUUGCUUCCCUUGGGGACACACAGAGCAGGGCCUCUGAAGAGCAUCUUGGUAUAUAUUGGAGGGUAUAUUUCAGGUGACCUGGCUUCAAACCAUUACGGGCUCUAAAGGUUAAGAUUGGCAUUUUAAAUUGGGUUUGGAAACUGACUGGAAGCCACUACAUUUGAUAUAGCACAGGUGUAAUAUGAUUGAAAGACCAAGUCCUAGGUAACGAUAUUGUGGCCCUAUUUUGGAACAUCUGGUUUCAGAACCGUUUUUAAAGGCUACUGCUGAAGAGAGGUUACAUAAAAGUCUUUUAAGUACACCUAAAGUACUCCUGGCUUAAAGCUUUACUCAUUAGCUGAGACUCUUGUAGUUAUAUCUGUCUCUUUACAUAGAAGCCAGUGUGUUCGGCAGACUUUGUCCCAAAACACAUUUCUGUAUCUUUGCUGGUGUAAAGUGUUCAAUCAUUUCUUUUCCCCCCCUCAUCCGACACAGGGUCACUUUCCUUAUCCAGAUGCUUCUCAGUGGACAGAUGAAGAGCUGGGAAUCCCUCCUGAUGAUGAAGAAUAACUUGAAUAGUUUGUUCUAAGCAAGUUUAGGUAUGAUGGCACUUCUACAUGAUGUUCUACAUGACUAUCACUUCCUAGGCUAAACUAAUGAAGUGGCUCUGGAAUACUGCCACUUAUCCCCUUCAUACCCAUUCCCAGUUACAGUAUAAGCAUGUUUGAGGUACAUGUCAUUGUACUUUCCCACUUUUAUCUCUGUUUUCCCCAUUAUCCAUUUUAGGUUCCUGGCCCCCCAGGAACUCACAAACGAUUUGCUUUUCUCCAGAUCCAAGAUGUUAUGUAAACUGAUGGUGCUGUCUUAGAUUAACAAAUUAGUUUUCACUUAUGGUAGAAAUUGACUGGCAAUUAAUGAAGCUAUGUGAAGGUUGUAGAGCAGACAUUGGGUCAUUUCCAAUACAGCUGUUCUGCUACUGCAGAUGUGCAUUUGCACAACAGAAUUUCCCAUUCAUCUCUCCAGCCCCCUGCACACCCUCAAAGUCCAUCUCAGGAGCAGAUUUUGAGGUGUGCAGGGAAGUCCUACUGUGUGAACAGAACUCUGCAUGUGCAGCACUGAAUACCACUCCCCCCCCCAACCAUGCAGUUGAAAUAUUAAUCUUUCCCAUUUUCUAUAUUGAAAAAUCAGCCAGAAACUUCAGUGUGGCAAGAUGCGCUUGCCUUGUUCACGGCCUAUUUUUCUUGUUUCUAGUUAUUAAGAUUUGUGCACUUUGAAGCAAAUCAGCCCAACUAACCAUCUGUCCUUACCGCUUGCAGGCUCCUGGGAGAUCUACAAAUGGCUUCAUUUUACAGAGACUUUAAUUCAGGUUGUAAAUAAAAUUAACUAACCAGAUCACAGCUGUUUGAGGAAGUGCUGGUGUUUUCAAACCAGGGUGGGGGUGUGUGUUUACAACGUAUUGUAUCUUAAAACUCAUGUGCAUUUGGUACUAGAACUUCAAUUGUGUGCAAGUCCUGACUUCCAUAUAUACCUUCUAGCUAAUAACAGUCAGAACUAAGGGUCUGCUGCGGCUUAGUGUGGCUACAUGUUCUCUUUCAGAAACACUUAUUUAGGGGUAUACCCUUGCUAAGAGUUCAGUGCUUUAAACAGUGUUUGACUAGGAAAUGGAUUGUACAGAGGAAGCAGCCUUAUACCAAGUUGUACUAUCAGCCCAUCUUGUUCAGUAUUGUUUACACUGCCUGGCCAUGGCUCUCCAGGGUUUCAGGCCGGAGUCCCUUCCAACCCUACCUGGCGAUGCCAGGGAUUGGGCCUUUCUGCACGCAAAAAAAUAGGUGUUCUACCACUGGGCCAUGGUCCUUCCCAUGUAGAGCAAAGCCAUUUGGUUACACAUGAGGUGUUUGCAUCUUGCUUCUCACCUGCACUCUUCAGCUGCAGCUGAGCUAUAUACAGUUGAGAGCAGUACUGGGUCCUGCGUGUUAAGGAUACAGACAAGUUCAAACAUGUUUAUAAGUAUGGAAAACAAUUCUUGUGAAGAAAGAUGGAAGAAACUGGGUACAGGUAGCUUGGAGAAGAGAUUCACUAUGUUCCAGCACCUACUAAAAACUCCUUUGUGCUCAGCUUUUGCUGACCAUUGCAUACAGAUUUGCUGUUAACAGCUAUCCCAAAUUAAUUUUUGUCCUGACUUUAGUAAACACUGCUGAAUUUACAUGAAUGUAUUUUCAGUUACUUUCGUUGUAAGACAAUAUGCGAUGAUUUUAUGAAAGGUGCUAUAGAAUACUUAAAAUAAGACAGGUAGGUAGAAUAUAAUUGCCCUCUUCAGACUUCGGCUUUUACAUGUUCUCCGCUGCCACAAAUAGCAGAACUAGAUCCAAUGGGCUGAAGUUACAGGAGUAUAAAUCUCAGUUGGACAUCUGAAUUAUCCUCUUGAUGGUAACAGCAAUUUGAUAAUGGAAGCAGGGAGCUAGAGGGGUGAUGGACUUGCCCUCAAUUGAAGGUCUUCAAAGCAGAGGUUGGACAGCCAUCUGUUGGAGAUGCUCUAGCUCUGAGUUUCCUGGAGAGUAAAGCAAAUGAGGGGAACCUUUGGCUCUCUGGAUGGUAGUCAAAACUACCAUCAUCCCUGGCCAUUGGCCACACUUGAUAGCACUGAUAGAAGCUGUAGUUCACCAACACCUGGAAGAACAAAGCUUCUCCACUCCUGGAGUAAGAGGUUGGACUAGGUGGCUUACAAGGACCCAUCCAAUUCUGAUUUCAACUGUGAAUUAGCCCCCUUUAUUAACACUCUUACACAGACUCCAUGCAGUCAAUCUUUAUUAUAGCAGUAUUCACAUCAAAUACAUAGAACUUUUUAACUUUUUAUAUAAUACAGAGUUCUUUAAAUAACUUUACACAAAUAGUUCUUCAAUCUCUGUUUUCAGCUAUCAAACUUUAGUUUAUGUCUCCAUGCUUUCUAAACCAAACUGGACAAUAUUUCCCACUGUACAAAUUUACAUGAGAGAAAAAAGCUCCAAAAUACAAAUGAAGGGAGUUUAGGCUAAGGGGUUAAACAUGGGAGGAAAACAACCGAAAUUAAUCUGUGUCAGCAUUUACAGUGAAUAACAGGGGAGAAGGAAAAAAACUGGAGGCAGGGAGGAAAAGCUGCAGUGAUCCAUGAGACAGAAAGCUGAAAAUAAACAUUUUCCUAUGAGUUUAGAAAUACAGGCCUUUAAACAUUUAGUUACUCCAUUGUCAUUUUAAAAAAGUAAGCUAUGGAUAUCAAUUGUCUUCUGAAGAAAGAACAGACUUUAAAAAUUGCAGACUUGUGGAGGCUCAAAACAUCUUGUGGCAAAUACAGCUUCAAGGAAUGCUGGGUUGGGAUAUGAAUUUCACUGCACUAAUUAAAAACACUAUACACAUUUUUCCUUUCUAGAGUAACUGUUUAAACAUUUUUUUUGUCAUCUGACUUGCGCAAUCACUUCCAUUGGGUCUAACUGUACAGUGCUUAGGGUUGGCAAGUUCUACUCGAAAGACUCUGCCCAUCACUAUAAAGGUGGGGAGCACACAAUGACAGCAAGUUUAUACCAGUGGCAGCUCCCCCUGCCCCACAAUGCAUCAACAGUCUCAUCUGUCUUUACACCAAGUAUGAUUGCAGGGGAUAACUAGAGUCCUGGUUGCUAUAGUAGAGAAAGAUGGGUAUAGGGGCCAUUAAAAGCAACAACCUUACGAACUGCCUAUUCCCUUGCAACAACCAAACCCUUGAAGUUGUUUGCGGGUAGGCACCUGUUAGUUCUUAGUGUUACAAUGAAAUAACAGAUUGGAAUGCUAUUGUUGAAGGAAUGGAGAGAAUGAUCAACUACAGUGCAUUUUCCCAAUCUCAUUGGAAAGUAGUAGUGUGGUCUAGGAGAAAAAGGACAGCACAUGUAACCAAAUGUGGUUAUAAAAUCUAAAGGAAAUGGGAGCAAUGAAAGGAAAAGCCUGUGUGUAUUUCAGAGAGAAUAGAAAGCAAGGAUGUUGACUACUGUUUUCAGCUGCUUAGAAACAACUGUUUUGCCCUUCACUGGUCCCUAGUAGCCAGGAGAGGUGCUGGUUACAUAAACUUCCGACUCAGGCUAGAAGGGCUAUUGCAGUCCAGUGGAUGGGCAAGCAAUGCUCAGCUUUCAAUUGGCACUCCGUUCUUCGGUCACAAUAUACUCCCAUGUGCUCCCUACUCAAAAUGCAGGGUGCCGUGAGCUUGGAGCAAAAUAAGCAUUGGCCAACAUCAGUCACAUGGCAAGGGAAUUAUUUUGUGAGAAUGAAACGGGUGAAAUUGCUGUCGGGUCAAUUAUAACAGAAUUCUAGCAAACUGCAGGUCUACGUUAUGAAAAAGAAGGCUGGGGCAAGGGUGAGCUUCUGUUUGGUCAUUGUGUAAACUGAACAUGGGAACCUGCCCAAGCUUUGGGGGUUGGGGCUAAAUCUACGGGAUACAUGCAAGCUGGUCACUGCCCAAUUUUAGUCACAGGAAGGAGUGAGGAAGGAGGAGAAUCUGGAAGGAAUGAGGUGUGUUUCUUUGAACCUUUCACAGCUUUGAAUUUCAAAGUACAUUUAUUGCACUUAGGUUUUUUUAUUUUUUAUUUAAUCAUUUAAAUCAAAAGUUACUCAGACUCGGCCCUAUACUCUUAACCUAAACAACAAUUCCCACAUUUCCCCUCCCCUCCCUGCAUUGGUCCAUUUUAUCCUCCUACUUCAAUACAUGCCUAAAUGAAUGCUUGCCCUUCCAGCCUCCAACCCUCCCCUGCCCACAAGCCUGUAGGUCCUAACGCUCUUGUUGGAAUCCCGCAAACAGCAUAAAACAAGUAGAAGGGUAUUAACUAGGCAGAGCACAAGUGAAGGACAAUACCUUAGAUGUCAAAAAGAAACAAACCCCCCAGACAAAUCCAUAAUCCGAAAAAUGGCACAGUCUCCCGCUCUGCAUUUCCCUAGCUCAGAAAGGGGGAGGUAGAGUAAUUCUGUUCAAUUACGGUUCCAAGGUAAUUGCAGAAAGAGUACAUAUCAGAGGCUGAAUGGAACAGAUGGAUAUUGCUUUGGCAAUUGCAAAAUAAAUGCCUAGAAAGUUUCAGAAUGCUCUCAAACCCACCCCAGCUGCCAAAAACGGGGUCUGAAAUAGACAACUAAAGCAGCAACCCUGUACAUGUCUACCUCUGAGUAAACAGUAGGACUCGCUUCCGUGUAAUUAUGCAUAUGAUUGUGUUGCAUGAGACAUUUUUUUUUGGAGGGGUGGAAUGGGCCACAGCUCAGUGGUGCAGUACAUGCUAAGCAGGCAGGAAGUCCAGGGUUCAAUUGCAGAAUCCCUUGCUGCAAGUUUUGGAGAAUUCUUGGACGGCUGGCUGCCAGUCAGACUGGACUAUUCUUGCUAAGACAGACAAAAUGUUCUGACUCACUGUCAAGCAGCUUUGUGUGUUAUUAUUAUCAUCCAUGUGCUCUUUUAAGAAAGAGACCUAUCUCAGGGCUAUCUGGGCUUUUGCGUUUCUAUCCUAAUUCAUACACUUAAUGUCGUUUCUACAUAAAUCAUAAUAGCGGGCCAAGAACCUAAAGGGUAGGAAAGAAACUGAAAAAGUCAGUUCAAAAUCCAACCCAUACUUUUUUCCUAGGCAGGUGAAUGGAAGACAGCAUCACUAUGGAAGAUACAACUUCAGCACUUUAGUCCAUUGACUGCUUCUCUGCUAUUUAUCCAUGAUCUUUCAACUUAAAUGCCACACAAAACUGGGAAGCCUGAAGAAGAUCGGACACCUCUCUCAAUCAGAGAAAAGGGUCUUGGCAAUCCUGGGUUGUAAUCCUGUUUAUGGUUACAAGCAUAACCACCCCCUCCUUUUCCAGUAAUAUUAGCAAUCAAAUAGCCCCCCCCCCCAGUUACAGUAAAGUCUCAAAAAAGAUACUCUUCUUCACCUUCAUGCUACAAUUCCUUUUAUAAAAAUGGUUGGGCUCUCAGAAGAAGCAAUGGUGUCUCCAUUUUUUACCUCCUUUACAAAUGCCAUCGGUUCUUUUUAUAUAAUUAGUUUAAGGUGUGUUUUUUUCCAACUCAACAACAUAUGGGGGUGUUGGGGAGAGAACACUUGCACUUGGAAACACAAGAUACGUGUUCUUCUUACCAGAAAAAGCUCAACUGAGAUAAAAUGACGUUUAUGCUGCAGGUCUGCUAGCGCCAUUUGUUUCAGUGGUCAGGAGACCCUGUUCCACCCACAUUUGAAAAUGGAAGAAAUGCAAAGCCACUGCUCUAGUUAGAUAAAGCACCUACACAGGUAUCUCUAGAAUUUCUCUCAAAGUCACAAAAGGCACAGAUCAUUUGGCAAAUUGCAAUUUCGUAUCUCAAAGCUAACCUAGCCAAAGUUGGUUCAGAGUGAAUCCAGAACAGAGUCCCGCAAGGCUCAAUGGGUUCAUUCCCUUCAGGCAAGAUUUUUCCUUUUCCAAUGGACGGAAAGUUACUUAGCUACAGUACUAUGAACUGUCUGUGCUACACAUGCUGCACUCGUGGUCCAAAAAGCAAUUCAGUGUAACACGCCUGCAAACACAUACCCAAUGCCAGAACGCUUUCACUGAGCCUUCUGCUACAAAACCCCCCAAACCAAACCAGAAGCAACUGCUCCCUCACAGAAGAUCAAAAUGUAACAAUGUUUCACAGUGGAAAUUACAGUAUAAGAAUGCUCUUCACAAAGAGUAGCAGACACUUAUAGCAGGUAUGAGCAGGGUGUAGGUUAAGGUGGAUCUUAAACUAGGUUUCGGUCAACUGCUGCCCAUACUGUCUCCCAGCAUCGAAAAAAUCCCCCAAACAAGCCUGGCGGCGAAGCAACAAACUGCACUGAAAACAACUUUUGCAUAAAUAUUCCCAGUGCCAAUGCAAGGAUGGUGCCAAUGUACGUGCCAUGCCAGUACGAAGAUGGCAUCAAGUCUCAUGUGUGCAUUUUUGCCUUCUUUGUUGAGGAAUAUAGCAGUUAGACCAUGGGGCAACAGUGUAAGAAAAAACAAACCCACUGUUGGAGCCUACCUACCUAUCUUUUCAGGAGAGCUCAAGGCGGCUUCUUCAUUUUCAAAUUUAAGGGCAAUUUCAAGCAAGUGAGAGCACAGAAUUAAAGUGACCUGCACUAUGUUUUAUCAGAUUAUGGUGACUCAGGAAGGAGAAAAAGGAAGCUUCAGCAUAAAUGUCCUACUGAAACAGCAGCCAAAUGACUUACAGUAUGUUCAGAUGCAAGUGGAGAAAAGUCAAAGCGUAUGUAGCUCAUUCUAAAGUGCUUUGUGGGAACAAGACCCUUUUCCUACCGCUUUAUCUAUAUAUUUUUAUUAUUAAAAAUAAAAAAGCUUGCUGCACAUGAAUGAAUAACGAAGUUGUAAUACAAUCAAGCCAGGAUACACACACACAUUCCACAUUCUAUAAGCCCAAAGAGAAUUGUGUAUUUUCAGCUAGUUUUUCCAAUGGUAAGGAUAGAACUUAGCAGAAUUUGGUCUCCCAUAAAUGAUUCAAAAUUUGGCAGAGAAGCAGGGCUGGCCUUAGCACUAGCAGACCUUAGAAGGGCAGCAUAUUUGGAGAGCAGCAAAGGGGCUGUUGCUUCCCCAUGUUGCUUCAGGGCACUUCUUAUUAGUGUUCAGGGACAAUGAAAGCUGGGAUAGGCCUUGUUUGCACGUCACCUUGAAACAUAGUUUAAACAAAACAAUGAUUUUAAGUUAAGGAGCAAUAUGCUGGAAUACAGCAGCUCACAAGAUCCCCACAGGCUCUUGCUGUUCCUUCCUUCAGUGCUCUGGGAAGGAAACAGAACAGACACUGGCUUGCCACUAUGUGUGAACUGGAACUUACUGUUUAAUUUACUCCUAACAAAGUAUGAUGGUAAGUCAAGAAGAAAACUUGGCUUACCAUCAUGGCCUGUUAGCCACGAUGUCAAGGAGAUAAAGAUGUCAAGGAGAUUUAAAAAACUGCACAACUUUUAGAAGACAUCUGAAGGCAGCCCUCUAAUGGGAGGUUUUUAAUGUUUGACGUUUUAUUGUAUUUUUAUAAUUUGCUGGAAUCCACUCAGAGUGGCUGGGGAAACCCAGCUAGAUGGGCAGGGUAUGUUGUUGUGGGUAUGUUGUUGUUUGGUAUGUUUCUUCCCCAGUAUGCUGAAAAAGGCAGGGGAGGAGAGAAGCAUGGUCUUUUGAGCAUAAGGGAAGGGCCAUACCUCAGUGGCAGAGCACCUAUUUUGCAGGCAAGUCUUGGUUAGGAACAUCCUGCAUCUGAAAUCCCGGAGAGCCCUUGCCAGUCAGUGCAUCAAAAAUACUGAGCAAAGGGACCAACAGUCUGGCUCGGUUUGAGGCAGACUUGGUAUACAAGUAUGGUUUCAUGUGAUAUGCAAAACGUGCCAAUGGCUGCAAACAUCAGGAGGAAGAGGAAAGGGUGGGCCAACUGUGAAGUGCAAUGGAUUGGCCAGCAGUCAACAUUCGAGCUGUAAUUUGGGGGGGGGGGGGGAGGGAAGAGGCAUCAGAGUGACUGGUUGCUCUGAAGAAAACUACAGUGGUACCUCUGGAUGCGAACAGGAUCCAUUUCAGAGCCCCGUUCGCAUCAUGAGCAGAACGCAACCCGCGUCUAUGCAUGCGCGUGACGUCAUUCUGAGCGUCUGCGCAUGCGGUGAAACCUGGAAGUAACCCGUUCCGUUACUUACGGGUCGCCGCAGGAUGCAACCUGAAAAGAUUUAACCCCAAGUGACUUUAACCCGAGGUAUGACUGUAGGGGCAUGAAAGAUGUCACAUGCUCAACAAGUAUCAGGCUAGGUAGAAGGGGCAACAGAACUACAAGACUGUGGAGAACAAGUGGAAAUGCCAGAGGAUUCUAAGGUUUCGCCUAGGCUAGUGCUGGAAUAUCCCCACCUCCUAAACAGCAGCAACAGACCUCUAAAAGCCCUAACAACCUGGAUGCUUAGGCAUUUUCUAAAUCUGAUCUAGAACACUUGCACAUCAGAAAGUUAAGCACUAUAACCUGCAUGUGGGAAACCCACAUUCUCUUUCUUUCAACUACCAAACAUCUCUAAAUGGCCCAUUCUUCCAUGGUGAUGUUUGCCAGCACUCAGGUCCCGAGAAACAAAAAUGAGGUUUACUAAUGUAGGAAAAUUCUACAGCCAAAAAGUAUGGGAAGCAGAUGGUGCCUUCACUCCCCACCAAUUAGGAGGUGGGCGGACUAAAUGUUCCCUGGCAGAAAUUUGCACUGAUUUGUGUUGGAUUUAUGGGUGUGCUUGCAUAUUCACUGCCCCAUUACCCCAAUGCGAUUUGGAAUGUACAGGUCUCAAAGAGCUACUGCUUGGUUUUUAUUUGUCUUGCAUGGUUUUAAGAUGAUAGGAGAUGUCUUGCUAUUUUCCUCUUUUAAUGCCAGUAGUAGCAUACUCCAAGUGUCUCUGUGCAUUGUAGUGCGCACACACACGAGCAAUUGCAAGGAUCUCCUAUGUUCAUCUCUGUAACAGACCUCUCGCCGCUGCAGGUUCAGCGGUUGGGUGGUGGCAGUAGUGGUAAGAAGAGGCAAGGUAAGUCUGGAAGAAUGGUCCAUAUUCAGAAAGUUUGAGAAACACUGCUCUCAAACCAAAUCUGCACACCAACACACACAAAGACAGCUGAGAAAAGCACAGCAAACCAAAAUUGUGCUUUUCUGGUUUAGAGUUAUCGUAGGUCUGGCACACUCUUUGUAUGCCCACACAAGCUGCUUUAUUCUCAUUACACUGCCCACAUCCACUGGAAUUCUCUCUAGCACAACCAGCCGCAGAAGUGAAAAGGAACUGCCCAAGAACUUCCAUAGCUUCAGUAGCACUUGUGCAGAGAAAGCAUGAAAUGUGACUCAGUGACUUCUAACCACUUGCUAUUGCUACCUGGAUUAUACCCCAUAUUUCAGUUGUUUCUUGGUCUAAUUUCUGUUAAGCACCCUGGUGCUCAACAAGAUUUAACAAUCCAAUGAAAUGACACUUGUGUGGUUUUGAAGAACAAGGGCCACAACAGGGUAUGCUUGCUUUCCAUGAACAUACCUUCUUUCCGAGAAAGACAGUUCCCUUUCUCUUAGCUUUCCUAAAAACAGAGCUGAGGUAUUUAUCAAUCACUGCUUAAACUCUCUCAUCAGAUGACCAGCUUCCACUAGAAAUGUUUAGUGAAGGAGAGGUUGUCUCCAGCCUCCUAUCUUCUGGAACUGGGCAAAAAUGCACUAAAUGUCAAGGCUUCGGUGGACGCUGAGCUUUCUAGUGGCAUCUAAGUUGCCUCUUUAACAAAAAUAAAUAAAAUAAAAAUAAAUCUAUGUUAUAUUAAUCAACACAGCAAAGAAUUCUGCUAACUGAUUCUGAUUCCAAACUAGAGGUAACUUUGACCCCCCCCUCCUUUUCUGGAUAAAAAUAAGAAUUAGGACCCAUUUUGCAAAUGAGGUUAAGAGGAAGACAAAAAGAGAAAACAAAAUGCAAUCGCCACCAUUUUUAAGCCACAAGACAUAGGGCAAGAAAAGGAGUGACAUAGAAAAAGUUGGGGAUAGGCAAACAGUGAGCGAAGAUGUCAAUGUUGAUCCAGCAAGUACCAUUUCUUAACAAAACCUUCCUAGCAGACUGCCAUUUAAGACAACUUACUGCAUAUUAAAACAUACACACACUUGCUGAGUUUGCAGAUUUAACACGUUUUAAAGUUCUUUUUCAAAAAGUACCAAAGCACAAUUUUUGGAAUGUGUAAUUCUUUCAGAGAGGGGCUGCGGAUGGGUUUUCCUUUUUAAAACAUAUUCAGUUCAACCUGAGAACUCCCGUUUAUGAAACAUUAGGUACCUGACAUUAUCUUGCACCUUUUAAAAUAGGUACAUUUGUUUUUCAUAGUCUGCAUUAGACUUUUUGGACACCCCCCCAAAAAGGCAACACACAAACAUACAGAGUGAAAUGAUAUCAGCAAAAAAUGAAAAGAAGCUACGUGUUUUAACACUUUGAUGUAAUUUUGUGAAAACGUUUGUUGCUGGACUGACGAGAGGGGGGGAAAAAGCCUCCCAACCCUUUCUGAAAGUGUACAAAAAGGAAAGAUAGGGGAAAGGGUGGCUCUGAACAAGAGAUAAAAGCAAUUCUGGAAAGAGAAGGCGCAGCAUCCCCUUUUCCUUCAAAUUAAUCCUUUCUCAGACUCCCCCUUCCACAUAUCUGCCAAUUUGGCCAUGUUCCUGUUGUCGCGUUUUUUACCCGAAAGAGCAGGUGCUCCUUCAGCUGAAAAGGAUAUACUGCAUUUAUCCCACUGAUUGGUAAGCACACCAGGAAAAGAAAAGACCACACAUAACCCUAGGAAAAAAAUAAAUCAGACCCGAGGAUGAUUGUUUGGAUUAGCUCUGUCUCGUCAGAUGUUCAGCCUUUGAUAACUCGUUGUUAGAGGGAGAAAGCCGACCAGCAGACCAUCCCAAGCCAAUGAUGCAGUAGGAGUUCCAAUCUCAUCAUGCCAGAGCACCAGAAAGUCAAAGCACGAGCCCUCCUCUCUCCUGGGAAUGAUGCCAAUGGAACAGGCAGCCACAGGGUGGGGGAAGGGGGUCUCCAAAUGCACAUGGCGUUUAGACUGGAGGUGAACAUACAGGCAGCAUAGAUUCUGGUUCCUAACAAGGGAUUUUCCCUUCCCACCCAAAGUUGGAUUGGUAAUUCCAUUCUGCUCUCCUCUAAGCGUACAGAUCUCUUUCCUCUAAAUUUCCUUUUCCUUUCCUUUUUUUUUUUUUUUUUUUGAGGGGCAGAAGAGAGUCUGGAUGUUAUAAAAAGAAACCGUAGGAACACAAGACUUUUUUUUUAAAAAAAAUGAGAGAGUGGAUUUGCUGCCAAUGUUGCCGUGGCUACUUGAACGCUGCAAAUUCGCCUGUAGAGGGAGGACAAGAGCUGAGUUUAAAAAGUUGGGUUUCAUUCAUCAGCAAGACAGAAAUGUUAUCCAGCAUAAAUUUGACACUAUAUACCGGGUGCAGCAGGUUAGGAGAAAUGCAAUUGUUAAUAAUUAAAUGUACAGAAGGAUAUCAUUGGCAGAGACAGAAGACAAAGUUACUUUCCCCAAAUUUCUUAACUAUGGGUUUCCAAAAAGCAAACUUGGACCAUAUGGCAGGGUAUUAAGAGCCCGCAUACUCUCAUGAAGAAUGUGCAAAUGUAAAGUUUUAUCAUCAUUCACAUUUCUAAGAUUAUUCUCAACAUGUUUUACACAAUGGCAGCUGCUCUCUUGGGGUCAAAAAAGCAAGGAUUUAUCGGCAUGGCUCUCUGCUCUCCAAACCCCCAUAGUGAUUUAGG